AUGGAAGAAACCCGUACCAAAAGCACCUGCGCCCUGGUCGUCAUCGAUGUCCAGAACGAGUUUCUCUCCACUAAGGGCAACUUCCCCAUCUCCAACGACUGCAAACCCAAUCUCGUCAAGAACCUGAAGAACCUCAUUCCCCAGUUCCGACAAAGCGGUGGUCACGUCAUUUGGGUCCAAGCCAUCUACAAGAACAGAACAGAAGAACCAGCCCGCAUGAAGGAGCAGACCAAAGGGAAUGGAAUAUUGGGGAACAACGAAUGGCUCACCGUCGCUACACACGUCUUCCCAACACCGUGUUGUGAAGCUGGUAGCUUUGGAGCCCAGAUCUACCCCGAGGUCUUCACUCUUGCAGCUCCAGACGACGCUGUCGUUACGAAGGGAGGAUACUCUGCGUUCAAUGAAAGCACGGCUUUGCUCGAAGCUCUCCGCGAGAGGAAAGUCACCAAUGUUUAUUUCUGUGGAGUCGCAUCUGGAACAUGCGUCCUUGCAACUGUUUUGGACGCCGUUAAGCUUGGGGAUCUCCAGGUUCAUGUGGUGCCGGACUGCAUGGGUUGGAGGAGAUACAAUACCCAUGAAGCAGCUAUUGCUAGAUUCCAGGAGCUGAAGGUGAAUCUGAUCAAUAGCAGUGAAGUCGAACUGACGACAUCCUCACCUUGGACUCCCCCAUAUACUACCAAAAGUGACGAGACUUAA
Messenger RNA from Mollisia scopiformis, 696 nucleotides. RefSeq names its product Isochorismatase hydrolase. The record is from RefSeq and is a predicted model, not a curated record. Lineage: Eukaryota; Fungi; Ascomycota; Leotiomycetes; Helotiales; Mollisiaceae. The transcript has a single exon. The coding region runs from base 1 to 696 and encodes 231 amino acids.